AUGACAGCUCCCUCCUCUUUGUUGAUAUGGAACGCCAAAUACCCUAGAAACAACAUUCACUUCUGGUCUGGUUGCUUCCACGGUCCAUCAAUGCCGAGCGCCGAAGGCCGUGCCCAUGGAUUCAACACUGCGCCAAUCCCCGAACACUCCGAACCGCGCAACCCUCAAAGAGUUGCUCAGAUCGCGCCAACGGAGCCGCAACGGCGUACGCGGAAACCCCAGGUCGUGUCUGCCGUGCCGAGAGCGAAAGACUUGUGCGAUUACGAGAGUUCCCCCCGACAAUCGCUGGGCACACUGCGCUCGACGGCACAGUCUGCAGGCAGAACGCGCGUGACUAGUCGGACCCCAGACCUGUCCCGUGAGUGCAGAGGUGCGGAUGCGGCCAUAAUCGACCAGAACAAGGGCCAGGCAGGAGAGCUUCACCUCCCUAGUCCUUCAGUGCACGUCACCGCAAAUGCGGACGCAGUGUCUUCGUCGAGGAAUGCAUCCACCACUCGCGACACCAGCGACGGUCUGUUCUUGGCCGACACGUCCGUAGUUAACAUGGUUCGACGGCGUUCAAUCCGAUCGAGAGAUGAUCCAGCACGGCAAUCCGCUUUCGAAACAGGCAUUCUACCUCUCCUUGGUGUCAGCAAAGAUGACAAUGCGUCGAUAUUAUCGAGUUGUCCCGAGCCACUCGAGGACUACCGUUGGCUAUCCCUGCUUCAUGCCAUCCUAGCUGCUGGUGCUCAAUUCUCCGAUAUGGACUUGCAGCAGCGGACUAUCGUCACACAACGACACACUAAACAAGCAUUCGAUCUGCUUCGAUCAACAGAUUACCUUGCCCGGCCAUCGAAAGAAGCUGUUCAAACCCUGCUCUUGUUAGGAAAUGUGCUCCAAAAUGACAUGAAGCCUCAGGCAGCCUGGGUUCUUGGUGGCACGACCAUAAGACUUGCGCAAUGCCUCGGUCUUCAUAGAAAGACCAACAGUCAGCCCCCGUCUUCAAUGUCUGAUAGAGAUGCAAAGAACCUGAGGCUGGCAAUCGUCUGGCAAGAUUCUUUGCUAGCGCUCACUUUCGGUCGUCCUCCAGCAUCUUACGAGUUCGACUUCAUAGGUGAUUUGGCACCCCUUGCUGACCAAAACGGCGAUGGUCUUUCGUAUCUUGAAGCCAUGAACUGGCUCUGCCACUUCACGCUGCCUCAUCUGGCUUCACGAUCGAGUUCAUCAGUCCAACCAUUUUCAAUACUCAACGAUAUCAACUCCAUCGAGUCUUUUUUGGCACCACAUCUGGUCGACCUGAAAACAAGCACAUCAAUCUCUCAUAUUCAAGAACACUAUGCCUUUGAACUUCACCGGCACUUUGUCAUUUCCACUCUUUGCCGACCGUAUAUAUCCAGCAGCAGGUCGUCAAAUUUGAAAGAGCAAGACAGGCUGCAUGUUCUAGGGCAGUUUCAGGAAUCCCUUAGACGAAGUGUACGAGCUUACGUGCGCCUGAGGUCGAUCGCGGGACACGCGAGACGCUCUUGGGCCUUCAUUCACAACGGACUAACAUCGAUUUUGCUUCUGAGCCUCAUGAGAGAAACGAGGUACUUGCCAGAAACGCGGUUCCUUCAAGACGAGCUUAUCGCCAGUCUUUCCGAUGAGAAAAGCAAUGCAGGCUCGGCUGCUAUCCCACUUUCCGCUGGUCACCUUUCGGGAACUCUCCAGAAAGCACUACAGGCACUCAAGACUCUUCGAGCGCUGACAGAUCGUGAUGAAAAUACACAAGAGUCAAGAGUCGAUACCAAUACGGGUCAACCACCAGCGUCCGGCGCUAGACCAGAACCUGUCUCUGGAGAUGAUCCAGGGCUGAUGGAGCAGGACAACUUUUGGGACACGGGUGACUUCAGCUGGGACUUUCCGGUUGAUUUUGAUAUGUCUCCCUUGGGCGCAUUUGACUACAUUAUGUCGGAUCAAGACUACUUUGGCGGAGGCGACUCAUUCCUCCCAAACAUGGUGUGA
Molecule: messenger RNA, 1980 nt
Organism: Diaporthe amygdali
Lineage: Eukaryota; Fungi; Ascomycota; Sordariomycetes; Diaporthales; Diaporthaceae
Product: fungal specific transcription factor
Exons: 7
Coding region: 1-1980 (659 amino acids)
Biological process (GO): DNA-templated transcription
Molecular function (GO): DNA binding; zinc ion binding; carboxy-lyase activity
Source: RefSeq, a predicted model, not a curated record